Dioscorea cayenensis subsp. rotundata (Guinea yam) is the source of this 1155-nucleotide messenger RNA. RefSeq lists its product as uncharacterized. The coding region runs from base 1 to 1155 and encodes 384 amino acids. Lineage: Eukaryota; Viridiplantae; Streptophyta; Magnoliopsida; Dioscoreales; Dioscoreaceae. The transcript has a single exon. The record is from RefSeq and is a predicted model, not a curated record.
AUGUCUUUAAGAAAAUUAAGGAACCAGAUGUAUAACAAGAAUUUGCCCGGUUAUGGUGCAUUAACUGAUGAAUUUAUUGCCGAUGUGAUUGAAUUCAUUAAUUAUGCAAGUUCACAACCUGAGCAAAUGGAUGGAUCAUUAAUAAGGUGCCCAUGUAAGAAGUGUGAUAAUUUGAAAUUUUUUAGCCCGAAUGAAGUGAUGCUUUACCUUUGUCACAAAGGAUUCACAGCCAAUUCCUUCAACUGGACAUGUCAUGGAGAGGCAAUGUGGCAUGAAGAAGAACAAUUUGUGGUUAAUCAAUUGCCACGACAAACUAAUUGGUGGGAUCAAGGAUUUAGAAAUUUUGAAGAUACAGGUUGUAGCUUUGCUCCACAUUUUGAUUUUGAUGAUGAUGAUGGUAAUUAUGGUCAUGAAAAUCCAUCUAUAGUGCAUGAUGAAGCCGGCUCAAGUCUCCAACAACCACAUGAAGAGGGAAAACCAUCUGUUGAUGAGGUAGUUCAUAGUCCUCAAUGUGAUGAUACAACAGCUUUAUGUGACAGCUUCAUUGGUUCGCUUAGAGGUGUCGAUAAACCUCUAUAUGAUGGAUGCAAAACUUAUAUGCAGUUAUCUCUGGUUGCUAAAAUGCUAAUUAUGAAGCUUGAAUACAACCAAUUUUUGAAUCACUUUAAUGAGAAUGCGAGAGUGUUUAAGAACUCACUGUCUCGUGAAAACACAUUUCCUGAGAAUUUUUAUGGUUAUAAAAGGUUAAUAUGUGACUUAGAUCUUCCUGUGGUGAAAAUUGAUACUUGUAGAGACGGAUGCAUGUUGUUUUGGAAAGGUGAUGAGCAUGAGGAAUUCUGUAAGUUUUGUAAGUUGCGAAGGUAUAAACAAAGGGAAAGGACACUUAAUAACCCUUUGCAUAAAAGGGUUGCGUAUGCUAUAUUGAGGUACUUGCCAUUAACUCCAAGGUUGCAGAUAUUUUACGCUUCAAAGGUGACUGUGCCAUAUAUGACAUGGGCUACUCAUGAAACAAAUCAAGGGGUCAUGUGUCAUCCUUCUUAUGCAAAAGCGUGGAACCAUUUUGAUGGAACUCAUCCCAGUUUUGCUUCAGAAUCUCGCAACAUUAAAUUAGGCCUUUGUGCUGAUGGGUUUUCCCCUUACAAUAAAUAUAGGUAA